Molecule: messenger RNA, 1987 nt
Organism: Quercus lobata
Lineage: Eukaryota; Viridiplantae; Streptophyta; Magnoliopsida; Fagales; Fagaceae
Product: E3 ubiquitin-protein ligase RNF144B-like
Exons: 2
Coding region: 619-1749 (376 amino acids)
Biological process (GO): protein ubiquitination
Molecular function (GO): ubiquitin-protein transferase activity; zinc ion binding
Source: RefSeq, a predicted model, not a curated record
CAAAAUAUAUAUGAUGAGGCCAUUAGAAAAACCAAAAAUAAUGAUGAAGUGAGGAAAAAUACUGUAGAAAUCAAAGGAACCAUGGAAAUAGAGUUAAAUAGGGCCAAAAUGGUUAUAUACCACUGUUUACCGAAAUAUAUAUCAAUCUACUACUGUUUCAGAAAUAUGUAGGGAUCUACAACUUUUUGAGUACUCGAGUUUGGCAAACUCGAGUUUUUCAUGGUACUUGAGUUCCAUAAACUCGAAUUCUUUAAAAAAAUAUCCUUCAAAUUAGCCAAAAUUUUUUUUGAUGAAACUCGAAUACCAUGGAAAACUUAAGGCCUCAAAAAAUAAUAAAUUCCUAUAUAUUUCCAAAACCGUAUUAGAACAAUAUAUAUUUUGUUAAGUGUCAUUGUGUCAUUUUUAGAUAAAGAAUUGACUGGGCUGUGGAGCAUGUGGCCCAAACUUUCAAAAUGGUGACUAGGAUAGUGUAGCUGUAGUAUGCUGAACACUAGUACACAAACUUUCAAAAAAAACAAACAAAAGCAAAAGCAUGAGAGAGGGUUAAAAGAAGCAAGAAAAGAAGAAGAAACGGCGGAGAGAGACCCUAAAAAUUAAACUAAAAUUAAAUUCUGUUGAAUGAAAAUGGCUGCUCCAUCUCCAUCUCCUCCUCCUCCUAAUGAUCCUCUUAUUUUUGGGUCCUCAUCCUCAUCCUCAAAUCAAAGUGCCAAACUGAUUCCCAAAAGAAAAAGGCAUCAGCAAAUGGAUCAGAAACAGAAUAUUAUAGAUGUUGUCGAAGUUAACGAUGAUGAUGAUGAUGAUGUUGUUGUUUUGAAAACAACGACCUCGGACAAAGGCGUUAAGGGAACCAACAAGUUCAACGCUAUCUCUGUUGAACGCUACUCUGAGAACAGAGACCUUCAACUUGCUAUCAUGGCUUCUCUGCUCCAAUCAUCACCUAAUUCUCAAUCCUUCAUCAACCUCGAUGAUCAUCGUGAUGAUGGUGAUGAUGAACUCCGAGUUCUUAUGUUCAAACCCAAAAUUCAAAACUGGCGAAGAACAACUUCUUCUGGUCCUCUUUUGGAAACUGGGCAGUCUUCUUCUUCAAAACCCAGCAAUCAAAAUGGCUCCGUUGAGUUUAUCUGUGAAAUUUGCACGGAAACCAAGAGUGGGAAUGAGAGUUUUAGCAUCAAGGGUUGUGAUCAUGCGUAUUGUACAGAGUGUAUGGCCAUGUACGUGGCUUCCAAGCUUCAAGACAAUAUUACCUCUAUACGUUGUCCUGUACCAGAAUGUGUAGAAGGAUUGUUGGAGCCAGAGCAGUGUCGUUCUAUUCUCCCCAAGGAUGUUUUUGACAGGUGGGGUAACGCUUUGUGUGAGGCUCUUAUUCCUGGUUCACAAAAGUUUUAUUGUCCCUUUAAGGAUUGCUCGGCUUUGUUGCUUGAUGACACCAGUGAGAGUGGAGAAAGCAUAAGGGAGUCUCAAUGUCCCAAUUGUUUGAGAAUGUUUUGUGCACAGUGUAAGGUUCCUUGGCAUUCAGGGAUUGACUGUGCCCAGUUCCAGAAAUUGCAUCAGAAUGAGAGAGAAAGGGAGGAUAUCAUGUUAUUGAACCUUGCCCAGAACAAGAGUUGGAGUAGGUGUCCAAGUUGCAGAUUCUAUGUUGAUAAAAAUCAAGGCUGCAUGUUUAUCAAAUGCAGGUGUGGAAUCGAAUUCUGUUACAGAUGUGGAACUGCAACAACUCGCUCUCAUUUUUGUUCAAAGUGUAAAUGUUAGUGGUUAGGAGACAAAUUCCACAAUGGUCUUUGUAUAGAUACAUUGGGUAUUGUCAUUUAGUGGAUGGCGAAAAGUUAGAUCUUUUUUGCCUGAAAAUAUUAUAAUUAGUUAUGCUGGAUAAUAUUUGAAUAUUAUUUAUCUUUUCUAAAGGACCUCAAAGAUGAUAUCUUGACCUUCUUGAAGGACAUCUAGAUUAUCUUACUACCAAACCAAGUAUACGAAUCUCUUUUCUUUUUUU